Empidonax traillii (willow flycatcher) is the source of this 2659-nucleotide messenger RNA. It is a transcript of the gene HSP90B1, whose product is annotated as heat shock protein 90 beta family member 1. The transcript is spliced from 18 exons. Bases 47 to 2431 code for a protein of 794 amino acids. The record is from RefSeq and is a predicted model, not a curated record. Gene Ontology annotation, molecular function: ATP binding; ATP-dependent protein folding chaperone; ATP hydrolysis activity. Gene Ontology annotation, biological process: protein folding. NCBI's taxonomy places the organism in Eukaryota, Metazoa, Chordata, Aves, Passeriformes, Tyrannidae.
GGCUCGGAGCGGCGCCGGGGGCUCUUCGCUUGUUACCGCGGCCGCCAUGAGGUCCGUGUGGGGGCUCGCUCUGGUGUGCGUGCUGCUCCUGGCCGCGUCGGUCAGAGCCGAGGAGGUGGAUGUAGAUGGGACCGUGGAAGAUGACUUGGGCAAAAGCAGAGAAGGGUCUCGAACGGAUGAUGAAGUUGUGCAGAGAGAGGAAGAAGCUAUUCAAUUAGAUGGCCUAAAUGCAUCCCAGAUCAAAGAAAUCAGAGAAAAAUCUGAGAAGUUUGCAUUUCAAGCAGAAGUGAACAGGAUGAUGAAGCUAAUUAUCAAUUCUUUAUAUAAAAAUAAAGAGAUUUUCCUAAGGGAGCUUAUUUCAAAUGCUUCGGAUGCCUUAGAUAAGAUACGGUUGAUAUCCUUAACUGAUGAAAAUGCCCUGGCUGGUAAUGAGGAACUUACAGUCAAAAUCAAGUGUGAUAAAGAGAAGAACAUGCUUCACGUUACAGAUACGGGUAUUGGCAUGACAAAGGAAGAAUUGGUCAAAAAUCUGGGUACCAUUGCAAAGUCUGGUACAAGUGAAUUCUUAAACAAGAUGACUGAAAUGCAGGAUGAUAGCCAGUCAACAUCUGAGUUAAUUGGCCAGUUUGGUGUUGGCUUUUAUUCUGCUUUCUUAGUAGCAGACAGAGUUAUUGUCACAUCGAAACACAACAAUGACACUCAACAUAUUUGGGAGUCAGAUUCAAAUGAGUUCUCUGUGAUUGAUGACCCAAGAGGGAACACUUUGGGACGUGGCACAACCAUAACCCUUGUCUUGAAGGAGGAAGCAUCUGAUUAUCUUGAACUGGAUACUGUGAAAAAUCUUGUAAAGAAAUACUCGCAGUUCAUAAACUUCCCCAUCUAUGUGUGGAGCAGCAAGACAGAGACUGUUGAGGAACCCAUUGAAGAGGAGGAAGCAAAGGAGAAAGAAGAAACAGAUGAUGAUGAAGCUGCAGUUGAAGAAGAGGAGGAAGAAAAGAAACCAAAAACUAAGAAGGUUGAAAAGACUGUCUGGGAUUGGGAGCUAAUGAAUGACAUAAAACCAAUCUGGCAGAGACCAUCGAAAGAAGUUGAAGAAGAUGAAUACAAAGCUUUCUACAAAACCUUUUCCAAGGAACAUGAUGACCCAAUGGCAUACAUCCACUUCACUGCUGAAGGGGAAGUAACUUUCAAAUCCAUCUUGUUUGUACCUAACUCUGCUCCACGUGGACUGUUUGAUGAAUAUGGAUCCAAAAAAAGUGAUUUCAUUAAGCUGUACGUUCGAAGAGUCUUCAUCACUGAUGACUUCCAUGACAUGAUGCCCAAAUAUCUUAACUUUGUUAAGGGUGUUGUGGAUUCUGAUGACCUUCCUUUGAAUGUAUCCCGUGAAACACUUCAGCAGCAUAAAUUGUUAAAGGUGAUCAGAAAGAAACUUGUUCGCAAGACUCUUGAUAUGAUCAAGAAAAUUGCAGAGGAAAAAUACAACGACACGUUCUGGAAAGAGUUUGGUACUAACGUAAAGCUUGGUGUUAUUGAGGAUCACUCCAAUCGUACACGACUGGCUAAACUUCUUCGCUUCCAGUCCUCUCAUCAUGAGAGUAACCUCACAAGCCUUGAUCAGUAUGUGGAAAGAAUGAAAGAGAAACAAGAUAAAAUUUACUUCAUGGCAGGUGCCAGUAGAAAGGAGGCUGAGUCCUCACCAUUCGUUGAACGUCUGCUGAAAAAGGGCUAUGAAGUGAUCUACCUGACUGAACCUGUAGAUGAGUAUUGCAUUCAGGCUUUGCCAGAGUUUGAUGGCAAGAGGUUUCAGAAUGUAGCAAAAGAAGGAGUGAAGUUUGAAGAAAGUGAAAAGUCUAAGGAGAGUCGGGAAGCUUUGGAAAAGGAAUUUGAACCGCUUCUAAACUGGAUGAAAGACAAAGCUCUAAAAGACAAGAUUGAAAAAGCUGUGCUAUCUCAGCGUUUAACGCAGUCUCCAUGUGCUCUUGUGGCCAGUCAGUAUGGAUGGUCUGGUAACAUGGAAAGAAUCAUGAAGGCUCAAGCUUACCAAACUGGGAAGGAUAUAUCUACAAAUUACUAUGCUAGCCAAAAGAAGACAUUUGAAAUUAAUCCCAGGCAUCCACUGAUCAAGGACAUGCUCAGGCGAGUCAAGGAAAAUGAAGAUGACAAAACUGUCUCAGAUCUUGCAGUGGUAUUGUUUGAAACUGCAACUUUGAGAUCAGGAUAUAUGUUGCCAGACACUAAGGAGUAUGGAGACCGAAUAGAAAGAAUGCUUCGUUUGAGUUUAAAUAUUGACCUGGAUGCAAAGGUGGAAGAGGAACCUGAAGAGCCUGAAGAUGCAGCUGAGGAGGCAGAGCAGGAUGAAGAGGAAGUGGAUGCUGAUGCUGAGGACAGUGAGACACAGAAGGAAUCCACAGAUGUGAAAGAUGAACUGUAAACUACACUCAACUACUGUCCUGCAUUGGGGGGUUAGGAGGGAAUGUGAAUUAGAUUGUUUUGGUUUUUUUCACUGUAAAAUGUUGAGGGAUGAUGUGGGGUUUAAGGGUAAAGGAGGGGGUUUUUUAAGUUCACUUUUCUAAAAACAUUCCUCAUGAAUGUAAAUUUGUAUUAUUUAACUGACUUGGUGUAAAAUCUUGUCAUGUACAAAAUAAAAUGUUCCCAAACA